Aedes aegypti (yellow fever mosquito) is the source of this 989-nucleotide messenger RNA. It is a transcript of the gene Fis1, whose product is annotated as mitochondrial fission 1 protein. Lineage: Eukaryota; Metazoa; Arthropoda; Insecta; Diptera; Culicidae. Gene Ontology annotation, cellular component: peroxisomal membrane; mitochondrial outer membrane. The record is from RefSeq and is a predicted model, not a curated record. Bases 140 to 598 code for a protein of 152 amino acids. Gene Ontology annotation, biological process: mitochondrial fission; autophagy of mitochondrion; peroxisome fission. The transcript has 3 exons. Gene Ontology annotation, molecular function: protein binding.
CAAAACAAAAACUUGCUGACAAAAGUUUUGUGCGUUUCGUCAGAAGAGGAGAUUGUUCAAUCUUGAUUUUCCAGAAUUUGCUGCUCCAAGAAUUACAAAACAGUUUUUAAAUAGGAUAAAACGUUGAUCGUUAGUCGUAAUGAGUACGGAAAUGGAGGAGAUUCUAAACGAAACGGUUCCGCAGUCCGAACUGGAGAAAUUCGAGAAAAAGUACAAUCGCGAACUGCAGAGCAAGAGCCUUUCCCACACAUCCCAGUUCGAAUACGCUUGGUGCCUGGUGCGGAGUAAUUACGCCAAUGAUAUGAGAAGCGGCAUCACACUGCUGGAGGAUUUGUGCAGAAAGAAUCCGGAAGGCAAGCGAGAUUACAUCUACUAUUUGGCCCUGGCCUACACCCGCCUAAAGGAAUUCUCGACGGCCAUGAAAUACGUUCAGGCCUUUCUGGAGAUCGAACCCAACAACCAGCAGGUCAUCAGUCUGGAAGAGUACAUCAAGAAGAAGAUGGAAAUCGAAGGCUUGAAGGGUGUGGCCAUGGCCGGUGGGGCCGCUCUCGUACUCGGGGGUAUCCUUGGAAUAGGAUUUGCGCUGGCGAAAAAAUGAAAAUCACCGAACAAGUAAACAUAUCUCUGCUCCUUCAUUUUCUAACGUAUCCUGUGGGGAAUUUUUCGUUUUGGGACUGUUCAAAUUUAUGUGAUUGUAUUUCAUUUCAAUUCAAGGCUGUCGGAAAAUCACCAAUGACCUCUCUGUUCGUAAUGUUUUAUCAAAUAUUCAUAGUUUCGUUAAUGUUAAAUCUGACUUGUUUAACGAAAUGUAAUGCGCGGGAGCUGUGUUUACUAAACAAUAUGAUGAACCAUUACAAUGAAUGCUUGAGAAGAACUGAAGAUUGUAAAUAUGUGAAGAGAGAAGCAAAUAGGCAUAAGUUAUACAAAUACAUAUAUUGAAUGCACAUUAGCACCAAACAGAAAGAAUAAAACUAUUUAUGGUAGAACAA